AUGGAUACUAUCAAUAUCAGAUUCACAUCAUCAAUUUCAUAUACACCGACAACAGCUGAUUUUUCGCAACAUUCAUUUUGUGAUGAUUCAACAACUACAUUAAUUGUUGAUUUAUCAACACUAGUAUUUGAUAUAUUGUCUCAUAAAACAUUAAAUAAUUCAUCACAUAUAUCAGCUAUUCAAGAAUUAAUUGAAACUGAACAACGAUAUAUUAGUGAUCUUCAUAUUUUUGCUAAUGAAUUUAUUAAACCAUUAAGUAAUGGUCGAAUUUUAAAUGAUUAUGAAAUUGAACAAUUAUUUAGUAAAACUUAUUUUAUAAUUUUUGAAGAUCAUAAGAAUGAUUCACAAGAUGUUGUUGCACAUCUUACUCUAGUUGUACUAAAAGCUCGUGAUGUAAUACAACCAAUGACAACUACAGAACAAUAUCGUAAGUAUUGUUCUCUGUCAUUAACAAUAAUAGUAUUUGAUUGCUAUUUUCUCUUAUAUUCUUUUUUAUCUCUAAGCUUUUUGAAUCUCUACUGCGAAAUAUCUACCAGAUGUAUAGUCAAUAGUUUGUAAAAAAAGGAAAAGAAGAUAUGAAUAUUUUUCUUGAUGGAAAUGAAAGAAAAACGUUUCCAACAAACCAUUUGGUAAAAAGAAUUUAUUAUGGAAUAUAUAAAAUAUGAAUAAUAUCUUCAGUAAUAUUACGU
Messenger RNA from Rotaria sp. Silwood2, 689 nucleotides. Lineage: Eukaryota; Metazoa; Rotifera; Eurotatoria; Philodinida; Philodinidae. The record is from the annotation of a GenBank genome assembly.